CACAAAGGGGGUGAGAUGAGCCGGAGGAGGCGGCAGGAGAGGAAAUGCUUGGGCACAGACAUAACCACGGCCCCCGCCUGCGGGCUGGGUGCCAGCUCUGCGAGCAGGGCCCGGCUCCUGCCCCAGCCCCAGCCCCGUCCCGUCCCGGUGCCGGCCCCCCCGGGGGGGCAUCCCGGGCCCCGCCGCUGCCCCUCGGCGGCUGCUGCGCGGCCCCGCCCGGGACCGGGACGGUGGAACCGGGGCGGCGGCCGAUGGGCUGCGGGCCGGGGGUCGGGGGGCUGCGGGUGCCCGGUGCCCGGUGCCGGGCGGGGCGGAGGGGCCGAGGGGGGGGCGAGCUGGGCGCGGAGCCGCAUCCCGCGGAGGGGCGGGAGCUGCGCGCAGCCGGGCUGGCCCCGCGCCAUGCAGAGGAGGAGCAGCGGAGCUCCGGAGCGCAUUAAAACGCGAGGCUCGGCGGCGGCCGGGGGCAGCCUCCAGCUCCGGGGAGAGGCGGCGGAGAGCGGCGAGGGGCCGGGGAGAGGCGGCGGCGGCGGACCCGAACUUCGGCGGCGGUCGGCGGCGGCUCGGCCGGGCCCGGCGGUGGAUGAGGCUUUGUCGGCCGGGUCGCUGAGCCCCGCAGCCCCCCGCACCAUGCCCGCCGCGCUGCCCGGCCUGCUGGCCUGGCUGGCGGUGCUGCUGCUCGCCAGGGCCCCCCCGGCCGACGGCUGCAGCUGCUCGCCCAUCCACCCGCAGCAGGCUUUCUGCAACGCCGAUGUAGUGAUCCGAGCAAAGGCUGUCUCCGCCAAGGAGGUGGAUUCGGGGAAUGACAUAUACGGGAACCCCAUCAAGCGGAUCCAGUACGAAGUCAAGCAGAUCAAGAUGUUUAAGGGCCCUGACAAGGACAUCGAGUUCAUCUACACGGCGCCGUCCACAGCGGUGUGCGGCCAGCCGCUGGACACGGGAGGGAAGAAGGAGUACCUCAUCGCAGGCAAGUCAGAGGGCAACGGCAAGAUGCACAUCACGCUGUGCGACCUGGUGGCCACCUGGGACUCGCUGAGCCCGACCCAGAAGAAGAGCCUCAACCAGCGGUACCAGAUGGGCUGCGAGUGCAAGAUCUCGCGCUGCCUCUCCAUCCCGUGCUUCGUCUCCUCCUCGGAUGAGUGUCUCUGGACAGACUGGGCGAUGGAGAAGAUCGUGGGCGGGCGGCAGGCGAAGCACUACGCCUGCAUCAAGAGGAGCGACGGCUCGUGCGCCUGGUACCGCGGCAUGGCCCCCCCCAAGCAAGAGUUUCUCGACAUCGAGGACCCCUAAGCCAAACGAGCGCAUUCCAGUAGCCAGUAGAAAAAAACCUGCGAGAUGUUAGACUGGUCCACGCUGAUAUCAAGUCCUGGAGACAGCAUGCAAAUCCGCUCGGCCCCGCGGGUCCCCAGGGUGCGGCGCCGCGCUCAGCUCUGUCCCUGCCCCGCUCCUCGCCCCCCGCGGGGUCAGCGGGGCCGGGGGCUUCCUCCCCGCCGGGGCCACGUCCCCUCCCGGCCCCGCUCAGCCCUUGUGCCCCUGAGAGCUGCGAAGGAAGCGAACGCCCGCGAGCGGCGGGCGCCGUCCCCAGUCUGCGUAGCCGGUCUACCAGGGGCCCCGCCGCGGGACGGAGCCGCCCCCACGCCUCUCACCAGACCCCGUCCCGACGCCCGUCCCUCCCCUGGGGGUGCCAGGAGGCUGCAGCAGGGCACCGCGGGCGUGCACGGCGCCAGCAGCUCCCACGCAGGCAUCCCACCCACCCACAAAAGCCACGGGGGGGGCGUUGGUGCAGCCGGGUGCCCCCUCGCCAUGGGCUGCAGCCCCGCUGCCCGUGCGCUCCUCUCCGCGGUCGGGCACGUUGUGGGGGCUCUGGCCCAGGGCAAGCCCCGGGGUGGGCGAGCGCUGCGCCCGGGGCCCUCCGGUGCCACCGCCGAGGGGCUCAGACCCCCCCACCCCGGCUGGGCCGGCACCCCUGGCCGUGCUGGAGCCCGUCCCCAUGCAGGAUGGGCACCAGGGCUGGGAGCCCCCAGCUGCGGGGCUGCCGAUCGCCGUCGCACCCUGUGUGGAUCGGGGCCCCCUGGGCGCCCCCCCUGCGGUGCAGGACCCCCGUCCCCUUGUCCCGUCCCCCCCCCGGGCCCCGCUUUCUCUGAGCCAUUGUCCCUCUGCGGCGGCGCCCCGUGCGCUCGGUGGCGCGGCCGGCCCCGGCUCGUGCGCGCAGCCCCCGCCGCAGCGAUUUCAUGCUGGGCGUCCCCGCAAGGCUCCACGAUGUCGUACUGGACCAGUCUGGGCAACUUCGACGUAUUAAAGGAAAAAAAAAAAGGAAAAAAAAAAAAAAAAAAAGGUUAAAGGAAAAAAAAGCCCCAGCCGCCCUCUAACCAGUGCCAUGUAAGAGUCCCGCUCGCUUCCCGUGCGGUUGUAUCAGCUCGCGCCCCGCUCCGCUGGUAGUCUGCCCUUAACACUGCCGUGCUGCCGUCA
Molecule: messenger RNA, 2466 nt
Organism: Anas platyrhynchos (mallard)
Lineage: Eukaryota; Metazoa; Chordata; Aves; Anseriformes; Anatidae
Gene: TIMP2
Product: TIMP metallopeptidase inhibitor 2
Biological process (GO): response to hormone; response to cytokine; negative regulation of membrane protein ectodomain proteolysis
Cellular component (GO): extracellular matrix
Molecular function (GO): protease binding; metalloendopeptidase inhibitor activity
Source: RefSeq, a predicted model, not a curated record